Molecule: messenger RNA, 1005 nt
Organism: Trichoderma gamsii
Lineage: Eukaryota; Fungi; Ascomycota; Sordariomycetes; Hypocreales; Hypocreaceae
Exons: 5
Coding region: 1-1005 (334 amino acids)
Source: RefSeq, a predicted model, not a curated record
AUGAUACAACUAGGCCAAUAUCCUCCCCGCCGCGCCAACUGCUUUGUCCCUCCUCGGCGCCUGCCAUCUUGCUUUGUCCAGCCAGAAGGCGCGGCCAUCAAUUUGCGCUCCGCCACGCCUGAGGGCGGAUGGAAGCAUAUGAAGGUCGCCACAAAGCCCACUAUCAAGGCGUGCUUGGUGUAUGUCGGUGACUGCGGCGCCAAGGCAUUUACCAUUGCUGCGACCAACAUGGACGCCAUCGCUGGCACUGCGGGUGACUCAACAGACAUUCUCACCCAGCUUCGUUGCCUCUCUGGCAGCUGCCUCAACUACGCUGAUGGGACCGAAAAAGCGUUCGAUGCUUGGCUCCUCUGCUUGACAGGGUUCCACACCGCGUCGGUCCAGAAGCAUGGCACCACGGAGGCCGUGGGCGAGGCCAAUGUCUCGCUCAAGCUGCAAGCCGAGGUAGAAUCCUCCUUCAAGGAAACUUGCGCCAUGGGAGCAAUCAAUGCUAUCGCUCAGGCUGGGCCUUCAACUGUGGCUCAGACUCUUCCUGCCCUCAUCAACGGCAUGAGUCCCAUAUCGGUCCUCAAGUCAGCCGCAAGAGCCUUUGGCAAAGCUGCAAUAGACGACGCAGCCAACGCUCCCGGCGAUCCUCCCAUGACCGGUGCUCUAACCAGAGCCGCUGUUGGUCAAGCUGCUGUCAACAGCGGCUCUGCUCUCGCUCAAACAGACGCAACGCCCCUAACUGAUCCUGCUUACGCCGCGACACCACUGCUGGCCCCUUUCUUAACAGCAUGUACUCACGAGGAUGGCAAAGUCCAGCAGGCUCACGGCCUCACUUGGUUGCCAACCAACGCCAAGCAACAGGAGAAAUCGGCACAGCUCGGCACCGGUGAGCCCAGCAGAGAGCUCAAGAGUGCCUUCGCAUUGAUGAUUAAGAUUAUCGAGGCCAUCAAGACCAAGGUGCUCAAGUCUUCAGACAUGACCGGCGGCGGCACUGAUGCAGCGAUCAUCAAGGCCUAG